GGCGUUGAAUCAUUGCAACUGAUGUCAAACUUCGAAGGAUUUAAAAUGAAUGUUUUUGGAUUGCCUAAAGAACCCGAGGAACCCAGACAAAACCCACACAAGCACAGGAAGAACAUGCUAAAUCCUCAUCAGAAGGCUGGAGUCGUACCUCUGAACUCUGAAAAAGAUGUACUCACCACCAGCUCACCAUUCUGCUCUGUUUGAAUCAAGAGGAUGACAGCGGCCAGCAGUCCUGUCAGCAGUCCCUUCUCUUCCCACUCAUCACCCGCCUGCUUGCCAGCAUGCCCUCAAAGAAAAUCCGACAACACCCGGACCCCACUGCACCUGCGCUCGGCACCGGGCGCGUGGCUAAUGGUGGGCGUAGUGGUGGUGCUGGCGGGGAUGUGUGUGGCCGUGGCGGGGUAUGUAUCAGCGCCACCGAGGCCCAUCGGCGGCCGCGGGUCCAGCCACGUGGACAGGAUGAAAUUGGCCGGGCCUGUGGUGAUGGGCAUUGGCCUGUUCAUCUUCAUAUGCGCCGCCACCCUACUCUAUGAGAACCGGGAUCGGGAGGUGCACAGGCUAGAGAUGUGCGACGACUUUGAGAACUUGAAGGAGGACCUCGGGUGGGAGGACUCGCAAGAGCGUGCUAGUUUCAGUAGUCAAGAACAGUGGGAGAUUAGAGAUGAGGAGCAGGAGUGCUUUAUGCUACCUCUUUCCAAUGAGGACUGGAGCCUCUUCCCCUCUCCACUUUCGUUUGCUUGCCAGAACCUUGAGGACAUCAACAGAUCACCCUUACGUCAUCUAGAAACAGAGGACGUGGCUGAAAAUGAGGGCAGAGCAACACAUCUGGCUCGGGUUCUACACCACCAGGAGCCAAGUCCUCACUCGUCCUCCCCUGACCCAUCCGAUCUUCAGUCCUCCACCUUCCCAGAUGACUCAAGUGAGAGUAACAUUCACCCACAGAUCGGCCCUGCAGUUCCUGAACACUGAACAUUUUCACAGUGUACCAGAACUUGGAUGUUUGUCCAUAAGUGGAU
Messenger RNA from Corythoichthys intestinalis (scribbled pipefish), 1016 nucleotides. RefSeq lists its product as uncharacterized. The transcript is spliced from 2 exons. Bases 214 to 969 code for a protein of 251 amino acids. The record is from RefSeq and is a predicted model, not a curated record. NCBI's taxonomy places the organism in Eukaryota, Metazoa, Chordata, Actinopteri, Syngnathiformes, Syngnathidae.